Lentinula edodes (shiitake mushroom) is the source of this 204-nucleotide messenger RNA. RefSeq lists its product as uncharacterized. Gene Ontology annotation, molecular function: protein binding. The record is from RefSeq and is a predicted model, not a curated record. Lineage: Eukaryota; Fungi; Basidiomycota; Agaricomycetes; Agaricales; Omphalotaceae. The annotation marks the transcript as partial. The transcript has a single exon.
AUCUUCUGCCACCUCGAUCCUCGUGCUCUUCUCACCCUAGCCCGCACAUCGAAAGACUUUCAGAAGAUCUUGAUGAGCAAGUCAUCGGAGAACAUCUGGCGCACAGCUCGAGAGAAUUUUGAGGGUGGAUUGCCUCCCCGCCCCUCGGAUCUCAAUGAGCCCCAAUUCGCUCAUUUGAUUUUUGAUCUUUACUGUCAUGUAUGU